AUCGCAUAUUAAAUUCAUUGUCUAACGAUAAGAAAGUAUGAAUACCAAACCGGCCGGAAACUAAAAUACCAAUUACAAUGUUUCCUAAACCGUAUUGAAAGCAGGGAUAAAGAGCAAACAUUCUAAAAACGGGUAAACUAAUAAGAUGAGCUUACAACACCAUAUGUUCUGUCCUUUUGUAUGUAAGAUGCUGACGUGGUAAACAUCCCUAACUGAAACCGAAGAAGAUCGAAACAAGACAACCCAAAUUACACAAACAAAGAAAGGCUAAGUUCUCUGCUUCAUAUGAAACCAUAAUCGGAUCUCAAACCCUUGCCGUGACGGUGAAGGUACCGUUGGCCAACGACGACGACGGCUCUUAUGACGUAACCUUCUUCUCCAGCCGAACCAGCAGCAUCAGUGGUCUAUCUAUCAAACCUACAAUAUCAUGAUCCCGCUUUGAAAUCUCUCAGCUUUUAUCUCUGAAAAUGGGAUCUAGAAUCCAAGAAGAGAAGGAGAUGGAACCAGAUAUGGAGAAGGGUUGGGCGACGGAUCCGGUGAGUCCGGCAGGAAGUACUGUAGCGGACCUGUCGUCACCAACUCCAACCCCAAGGAAGACUCUGGUUCUGUCCAAUUCAGGGAAGGCUCUUAUGGUGUCUAAUUCAAGCAAGUCCUUAGGACUUUCCAAUUCGGGAAAACGGUUUGAUCCAACGGGUAAAAAGAAGUAUGUGAAACAAGUCACUGGCCGCCACAACGACACCGAGCUUCAUCUAGCUGCUCAAAGAGGAGACUUGGCUGCUGUUAAGCAGAUUCUUAGUGACAUUGAUUCUCAGAUUACUGGUACCAUUUCAGGAUCUGAUUUUGAUGACGAGGUGGCACAAAUAAUGACAUCAGUGGUAAACGAGGUUAAUGAGUUAGGAGAGACACCACUUUUUACAGCAGCAGAGAAAGGCAAUAUUGAUGUUGUGAAAGAGCUUUUGUGUUAUACCACCAAAGAGUCUCUUAUGCAGAAGAAUCUUUCUGGAUUCGACGCUUUACAUAUUGCUUGCAGUCAAGGCCAUCGAGCUAUUGUUCAGUUACUGCUAGAGCAUGAACCUCUAUUGAGUAAAACAGUAGCUCAAUCAAACGCAACACCACUUGUUUCUGCUGCAACACGAGGGCAUUCAGAAGUAGUUAAUGAGUUGCUUGCUAAAGACUCAAGCUUGCUUGAGAUAUCAAGAUCUAAUGGGAAAAACGCGCUUCACCUAGCUGCACGUCAAGGUCAUGUAGAUAUUGUAAGAACGUUGCUUGAUAAAGAUCCGCAGUUAGCAAGAAGAACAGACAAGAAAGGACAAACGUCUUUACAUAUGGCUGUGAAAGGAAUUAGCUCAGAAGUCGUGAGAUUACUCCUUCGAGCUGAUCCGGCUAUCGUCAUGCUUCCUGACAAGUUUGGUAACACCGUGUUGCAUAUCGCUACACGAAAGAAAAGAGCAGAGAUUGUGAAUGAACUGUUACAACUUCCUGAUACAAACGUGAAUGCGCUAACACGAGAUCAUAAGACCGCCUACGACAUAGCUGAAGGACUCACUCAUUCAGAGGAAACGCAAGAGAUCAAAGAAAUAUUAUCCCGUUGCGGUGCACUCAAAGCAAACGAGCUGAACCAGCCAAGAGACGAGCUGCGAAAGACCGUGACCGAGAUUAAAAAAGACGUCCACACGCAGCUAGAACAAACCCGAAGAACCAACAAAAACGUCGACGGAAUCGCCAAGGAGCUAAGGAAACUCCACAGAGCUGGGAUCAACAAUGCUACAAACUCUGUAACCGUCGUGGCUGUCCUCUUCGCCACCGUGGCAUUCGCAGCCAUUUUCACGGUUCCGGGAGGCGAUGACGACAACGGUGUGGCCGUGAUGGUACACGCAACAUCAUUCAAGAUAUUCUUUAUAUUCAACGCGAUUGCGCUCUUCACUUCGUUAGCAGUAGUUGUCGUGCAAAUCACGUUAGUGAGAGGAGAGACUAAAACGGAGAGACGUGUGGUGGAAGUAAUCAAUAAACUGAUGUGGCUUGCCUCUGUCUGCACCAGCGUGGCGUUCAUUUCUUCCUCCUACAUUGUGGUUGGUCGGAGAAAUAGAUACGCUGCUGUUGUGGUUACGGUUAUAGGAACCGUGACGAUGACAGGGAUUUUGAGUAUAAUGACUUAUUAUGUUGUGAAGUCUAAGAGAACGAGGAAGGUGAGGAAGAAGGAGAAGAAGAAGAAGUUUGGCAGAACGGGGACAGGCUCAUGGCAUAAUGCGAAUCCAUCCGAGACUGAAUCGGAGGUUAAUCCAAUUUACGCUAUCUGAUCGACGAUGAUGAUUGAUUAUCAAUGGAAACUCAUAUAUUUUUUUUGGUUCUUGAUUUAUGUAAGUGUAGUAUUUUUUUUUUACCAUUAAGAGUUGAACUGUCUUACAUGUGACUGAAAGGAAAAUCAGAAAACAAGUGUUUAUGACACUAACGCAAACUAUUGUUAGCCUACACACUUCCUGUUAAAAAAUUCAAAGUGUUGGUUUUGUUUAGAUUAGGUUUUUUUUUUUUUUUUUACAUUUUUCAUGGAUUGGUUUUGUAAUCUUGCUAACUUUCUAAGUUUAUGUUGAUCUUUGUUAUUUUCUUCUUCUCUUCCAUUCAACAAGGCCUUGAAGGUCCGAAAACAUAAUUAAGAUUAUAUGAUACCUACAAAUUAUAUCCAAAUGCAAAGGUUCUCUACUUUUUUUCCUAUGUAUUUGGGAAAAGGAACAAAAACUAAGGUCUUAUGCAAAACAUUCUCACAUCAUAUAUAGUUUUUUUCAUAUUGUAUUUACUCCUUACAUGAGACAUUACAAAUAGAGAAAAGUUUCUGCUUUUAGCUCGUAUCAUAUAUAGCUCGUAUCUACCUGAUUUCUUUAGUCAACCUCUUCUACUGGUAGUUUCCAGAAGUUCCAUGGGUUAUAUAAUCUUCUUAUGGAGUGGACGUGUAAGCAAACACACUUGAAAACAAUGCCAACAAACUCCAUUAAACGUCAAUAUGUCCGAGUGGUUAAGGAGACAGACUCAAAAUCUGCUGAUGUUCAAUUUCUUACAAGAGGUUUUUCACAACCUUCUAGAGUUUCUACUCUUUUUUUUUUGACACAAAACAUCUAUACUAUUAAGC
This is a messenger RNA of Brassica napus (rape), 3121 nucleotides long. RefSeq names its product ankyrin repeat-containing protein ITN1-like. Gene Ontology annotation, molecular function: protein phosphatase 1 binding; protein phosphatase regulator activity. The record is from RefSeq and is a predicted model, not a curated record. The transcript is spliced from 5 exons. Gene Ontology annotation, cellular component: plasma membrane. Bases 468 to 2297 code for a protein of 609 amino acids. Lineage: Eukaryota; Viridiplantae; Streptophyta; Magnoliopsida; Brassicales; Brassicaceae.